GUUUUGUUUGUGACCGUAUUCCCAGAUGCUCCAGGGACUAGUAACUGCUGAUUAUUAACUAACCCUCAUCCGACAAACGCCGGUCAUGAGGGUAAGGAGAAUCCCGAACCAACAUCCUAUGCCCAACACAGCCUUGAGCUCUUUUCUUUCCCUCUCCUCCCUUAUUUCCUGACCACUGAGCGACGCUCGGCAAAUGAGGCGGAGCAUCCCUGCGAUCUUCGCGCGGGGCGGCACGUCCAACGGCCUGGUGAUCCACCGGCGCGACCUGCCGGCGCGGGACCGGUGGCACGCCGUGCUCCCGGCGGCGAUGGGGUCCCCCGACCCGCGGCACGGCAGGCAGCUGGACGGGAUGGGGUCGGGCGCCUCGUCGACGUCCAAGGUGUGCGUUCUGUCGCCGACGGCGCGGCCGGGCGCCGACGUCGAGUUCACCUUCGUGCAGGUCGGCGUCGGCGACGGCCGCCUCGACACCGCGGGGAACUGCGGCAACAUGUCGUCCGUCGUCGGGCCCGUCAGCCUGGACGAGGGCCUGGUCGGGGAGCCGCGGGUGGACCCCGGCGGGGAGACCGCGCUGGUGAGGAUCUUCAACACGAACACGGCCAAGAUCAUCCACUCGCGCUUCCGCGUCGCCGGAGACCCGCCCCGGUACUGCCCCGACGGCGACUACGUCAUGGAUGGCGUGCCGGGCGCCGGGUCGCGGGUCACGCUCUCGUUCCUCGAUCCGGCCGGCGCCAAGACGGGGCGCGCCCUGCCGACCGGCAACGCCGUCGACACCCUCCGCCUGCCGGACGGGUCCGCCGUCGAGGCGUCGCUCGUCGACGUGUCGAACCCGGGCGUCUUCGUGCGGGCUGCCGACGUCGUCGUCGCCGUCCCAGGCGCGGAGGAGGUGGAGGCCCAGGUGCAGGCCCUGGACCCGGCGGCCGUCGAGGCGGACCCGCUGCUCAAGACCCGCCUUGAGAUGGUGCGCCGCGUGGGGGCGGCUCGCAUGGGCCUCGACCCGGAGGUGCAGAGCGUGCCGAAGAUCGUGCUUGUCUUGCCGCGGCGGGGUGGCGGGGGAGGGACGGCGACGGACGAGCCAGAUAUCAGGUGUCUUGCUCUGUCGAUGGGGCAGGCACAUAAGGCUGUCCCGCUAACGCUGGCUUUGUGCUUGGGCGCGGCUGCGGGAAUUCCGGGGACGAUACCGUUCCAGCUCAAGGCCCGGGAAGGGACCGGGGGGACGGUCGUUAUUGGGCAUCCGAGCGGGCGGGUGGAGAUUGGGACGACGGUGAGAGAUGGGAAGAUACUGUCGGCGGAAUUGCAUAGGACGGCGAGGAUCUUGAUGAAGGGGGAAGUGUUUUACUAGAUCUGGAGAGAGACAGUGGCCUCCCAACUCUUAUUUCGGAGUGACAUAGACGAGUUCGAAGGCUCCCAGGGGCACAUUUGACUCGAAAGGCAAGAAGGAAGGGGCUCAUUCCCGUCAGGUCGUCAUUACUCGAUGUUUGGGCCUAGGGAAUGGACUCGCUCUGGCCACUGCUAGUGGAUUACUAUGUCCAUUUGUUUGUCGUGUUUCCUUUUGAUGUCUUUGCCCCCUAAUACCGCUUAAUAUGCGAUUGUCAGAGGGUGCUGGGCUUAGCCGCCUAGGACCAAGUCGGGCUCCGGCUUAGAGUCGA
Messenger RNA from Phialemonium atrogriseum, 1646 nucleotides. Its product is annotated as PrpF protein. The transcript has a single exon. NCBI's taxonomy places the organism in Eukaryota, Fungi, Ascomycota, Sordariomycetes, Cephalothecales, Cephalothecaceae. The record is from RefSeq and is a predicted model, not a curated record. The coding region runs from base 194 to 1339 and encodes 381 amino acids.